UAUUUAUUGUGGUGUUUUGAUCCUGAACCGUGUAAAGAUUAACCGAAAGAGUUUCUGAUAAGAAUUAUGGCACACUUUAUCCAGCGAACAUGUGAGUAUUUGCUGCUCAAGCCGAAUGUGCUGCUGAAAUAUGAUCUUCGUCACGGACACCGAUUACGGGGCAGAGCGCCGGGUGUGGCUAAAACACUGGCCGAGCGCCUACAAGCCGAAAAUAAGGUGGAUCCUGAAGUCAGCAAACCGGUAAACAUUGGAUUCCCCUACCUGAAGCCUUCCCGAUCAGCACAACUGAGCGAGCGCUUGGCACAGCUGAAGAACCGCCGUAAAAGUACCGAACUAGAAUGUUUAUCACGCGAACGAAAGUUGGACGUCAACAUCGACCAGGUGCGAGAAGAAUGGUUACAGACCAGCGGUCCUUUCCACAUUCGACGCAUCGCUGAACAUUAUGGCGUAUUUGAGCAUCUAUUCGGCACGGCUUACUUUGUGCCACGCGUCGAACUUCGCAUACAUUUCGAAGCGGCGGACGGAGCAUUGCAUCCAGUGCGCUACGGUAACUUGUUAAAGCCCACCGAAGCCCAAUCCGCGCCAAGUGUUGAAUUUGACGGACGGUUUCAGUUCGCUGGACCGGCGAAGACUGGCAAAAAUGAAAGCUGGUGGAGUUUACUGCUCACCAACCCGGACGGUCACUUCGAGGACGGUGAAAAGGAGUACUGCCAUUGGUUCGUAGGAAACAUACCGGAUGGAGACAUUAAACGCGGGGAAGUGCUGAUGCCCUAUCUACAACCAUUUCCACCAAAGGGAACAGGCUACCAUCGUCACAUUUUCGUGCUAUACAAACAGGACGCAGGAAAGAUAGAUUUCUCCGGCUAUAAGCUGUCGAAUCCGUACUCGCUUCCCGAGCGUACCUUCCGCACGCUGGAUUUUUACCGUACGCAUCAGGAACGUAUCACGCCAGCUGGCCUAGCAUUUUUCCAAUGCGAUUGGGACGCGACUCUGCCAGCGUUCUAUCAUGAGAAGCUCGGCAUGCGGCACCCGGUGUUUGAGUACGACUUUCCACGGCCGUACCUACGCGAUCAAGAGUGGUUCCCGCAGCGCAAACCGUUCAACCUUUAUCUGGACAAGUACCGUGAUCCUGCUCAGAUCCGGCAGGAAUAUCUUCUGCGCAAGCUGGCAAAGACGCAUCCGUUUGAAGGACCGGAGCGACCCCUUCGGUUCCCGAAUGCUCAUUCCCUGCGUGACAUACCGUCGUGGCUGCGCACGGAAAUGAAAAAGGACCGGCUCGGUUGGGGUAGGAUCAACGACAUUUAAACAAGUUCCAGUUUGUUCCAGAGCCAGUUAGGGGUAGUCAUGUGUGAAAAUGUUUGAUUAAAAACAAUGAACCAAACUUUAAAUGAACGGAAAACGCCAAACCGCGGCAAAGCCUUGAUAUUGUGUAAAACAAUUGCCUAAAUGCCUAGUUUCUGUUUGCUACUUUAUUUCUCUGUAUCCCAAAGACUUAUGACAAUAGGACUCACUUCUAGUUGCUAUUUAGAGCUCAAAGUUUCAUUAGAACUAAACCAUCCAUGUCGCGCUUAAAUGCACAGUAAAUAUCCUAUCGUUCGAGUGUCCAAAAGUACAGCUAAAGUACUAAUACUUCACGUGAAAUGCAGUCUAAAUUUCCGUAAUUCUACUUUGUUCGAUCUGUUGUAAGCCUAACCUUUAAAAAGCAACAACGCUAGAGUAGAAUCGGUAGUUUCUUUAAAAAUCAGGCUUAUUCAAUCGAGCGGUACCUCUAAUCUUGCUCUUCGUCUACAAGUACUAUGCUACUUUUCUCUAAUUAACUACUACCUAACCAAGUACUUAGCUUACGUGAAAAAUACUUGACAGGGGUCC
Molecule: messenger RNA, 1869 nt
Organism: Anopheles bellator
Lineage: Eukaryota; Metazoa; Arthropoda; Insecta; Diptera; Culicidae
Gene: mRpL38
Product: large ribosomal subunit protein mL38
Exons: 5
Coding region: 67-1305 (412 amino acids)
Cellular component (GO): mitochondrial large ribosomal subunit
Source: RefSeq, a predicted model, not a curated record